GGGCGCUGGAAGCACGUGCCGGCCGACGCGGUGGACCUGGUCGAGCGGCUGCUGACGAAGGACCCUGCGAGCCGCCCAGAGGCGCGGGAGGCCUUGAGGCACGCCUGGCUGCAGCGCGCCGCGGCCGAGCCGCGGCCGCCGCCCGCGGCGCGGCGCGCGUUGCUGUCGCUGGGGCGCUACGCGGGCGCCUCGCCGCUGCGGCGCGCCGCGCUCCGCCUCAUGGCGCUGGAGGCCGCCCCGGGCGCCGCCGCCGACCUCCGCGGCGCCUUUCACGCCCUGGAUCUCGCGGGCGAGGGUGCGCUGUGCCCCCGGCAGCUGCGGCGCGCCCUGCUCGGCGAGGAGGCGCCCGCGCGCCGCCUGCUGCCCGACCUCUCCGCCGGCGAGCGGGCCGCGCUCUGCGACGCGCUGGGCGCGGCCGGCGGGGGCCCCGUGCACUUCUCGGAGUUCGUGGCGGCCUCGCUGGAUGUCGCCCCGGCGCUGGAGGAGGGCCUGCUGCUGUCCGCCUUCGGGCGCCUGGGCUCCGUGGGGCCUGGCGCCGUCGGCCUCUCCUGGGGCGCGGCUGGCGCGGACACG
Molecule: messenger RNA, 573 nt
Organism: Prorocentrum cordatum
Lineage: Eukaryota; Dinophyceae; Prorocentrales; Prorocentraceae
Source: the annotation of a GenBank genome assembly